AUGGCUGCAGUGAAUAUUUCUCUUUCUCAGGAUCAGUUUAUCUGCUCUCUUUGUCUGGAGAUCCUGAAGGCACCAGUGACUAUCCCAUGUGGUCACAAUUACUGCAUGAGCUGCAUUGAAGUAAAAUGGGAUCAGAGUAAAGAGUAUAGCUGUCCCCAGUGUGCAGAACACUUUGAUUUAAGGCCUGUGCUUCACCAGAAUGCCAUAUUGGUUGAUAUUGUUAAGGCACUGAAGGCAGUAAGACUCAUUUCUACUUCACUUGACAACUUUGCAGGACCAGAGGACAUACCUUGUGAUGUAUGUCCUACAAAAAAACAGAAAGCCAUCCUUACCUGCCUGACCUGCUUGGCUUCCUUCUGUGAGAUGCACUUCCAGCCUCAUAGGAAAUCUGAGGCACUGAAGAAACAUAAAGUGGAGAAGCCAACUAGAAACCUGGAGCAUAAAAUGUGCUCAAAGCAUGAGAAGUUAUUGGAAGUUUUCUGUAGGACUGAUCAGAGUGGCAUCUGCCAUUCAUGUGUAAUGACUGAACACAGGGAUCAUGAUGUGGUAAUAUCUGACACACAGAGAGCAGAGAACCAGAGCCAGCUAGAGGCAACACUAAAAGAAAUUAAGAAGAAACUCCAGCUGCGACUGAGGAAAGUAGAGGAGAUCAGAGAUGCUAUAGACAUUAUUAAGAUCUCUGCAGACAAAGAAGUGUGGGAAAGUAACAAGAGCUUUGCUGAUCUUAUAAACUGCAUUGAGGAGACCUGCAGGAAAGUGACAGAGUGGAUUACAGAGCAAGACAACAGAGAAAUGGGGAAUGCUGAAGCAGCAAUCGAGCAACUGGUGAAAGAGAUCGAGGACCUGAAGGCAAAAGAUGCUCAGCUGACUGAGCUUUUAGAGAUAGACGACAACAUCCACUUUCUCCAGAAUUUAUCAUCUCUCUGUGUCCCUCCUGAAGAUAAACAUUCACUUUGUUUUACUAUCUCUUCAAACUUCUCUACUGAGAAUGUGAGUAAGGAGCUGUCCCAGCUUAAAAAAUGCCUGGACAAAAUCUGGCAGUGGAAAAUAGAGAAGUUCACACCAGCAGGGGCAGAAACAUCUCUUUACAUCUUGCAAUCUCCACCACCUCAAAGCCGAGAGGAAUUUUUACAAUAUGCCUGUGACCUCACCCUGGACCCCAACACAGCAAACAUAUUUCUCACUCUUUCUGAAGGGAACAGGAAGGUCACAUAUGAUGGGGCAGAGAGCCAGUAUCCUGACCAUCCUGACAGAUUUGACUACUGGGAGCAGGUUCUAUGCGCACAGGCUUUGACUGGGACCCGCAGUUAUUGGGAGGUGGAAUGGAACGGAAGGGAGGUUGAGAUUGGAGUAACAUACAAAGGGAUUUGCAGGAAAGGAGAAGAUGAUGAGUGUCGAAUUGGAGAUAAUGACAUGUCAUGGUGUUUGUGGUGCUCUGAUUAUGGUUAUUCUGUGUGUCACAACUACACAGCAACUGUAAUCUCUGAAUCUUACAGCCCCAGAAUAGGAGUGUAUUUAGACAUUCCUUCUGGUUUAUUGUCAUUUUAUAGCAUCUCAGACACCAUGACUCUUCUGUACACAUUCAAAGCCUCAUUCACUGAGCCCCUUUAUCCUGGGUUUUGGGUUGAAUUUGAAUCCAGUGUAACAAUUUGCCAGUUAAAGACUUCUGGCCAAUGA
Messenger RNA from Polypterus senegalus (gray bichir), 1677 nucleotides. Its product is annotated as tripartite motif-containing protein 16-like. The record is from RefSeq and is a predicted model, not a curated record. NCBI's taxonomy places the organism in Eukaryota, Metazoa, Chordata, Cladistia, Polypteriformes, Polypteridae. Gene Ontology annotation, molecular function: protein binding; zinc ion binding. The coding region runs from base 1 to 1677 and encodes 558 amino acids. The transcript is spliced from 6 exons.